AUGCUGCCAACGGAGGCUGCAGCUAAACGACUGGUUUCUAUAUGGCACACGGUCGCAUUGCAAGGCCUGGCGAACAUCGCCUGGGCGUUUGCGAAGCUUCGGGCUGUCAGUUUGCUGUCAUCGCAUGCGCUCGCAUCUUCUGCAAAGCUUCGAGUGUCAGAGUUUGGCCCACAAGAAACUGCCAACAGUGUGUGGAACGCUGCUGCUUUGAUGUCCCACGGCCGCCCAGCCUUGGAAACGAUGUCCCAGCGUGCCAGACAGAUCUCUGCAGAGCCGCAUGCGCAGCACCUCUCUAAUCUGGCACGAGACCAUGCAACGUCACAGUUCCUGGGCAAUCCACUAAUGUUGGCGUUGGCAGAGAAGUUUGUGCAGAAAGCGCCAGAGAGCCGGCCCCAACAGUUGUCGACCACGGCUUGGUGCUUGGCCUCGCCGUCGCUGUCUCACAUGCCUUUGAUGGAAGCUAGGAAGCAGCCACACAAAGAUCGCUCCGACAGCUUUCAGAGCUCAGCCUCGAUCUCUGCUCUUGCGGAAGCUGCCUCCCUGCGGCUCCCGGAGCUCGAGGACUUGGCAACGGCGACUGAUGCAAACGGGACGCUGCUGUCGCAGACUUCCUCGGAGGCACUCCUUCGUGUCGCCUGCUGGGCGGAUGACGUGCUGAGGGUGCCCCUGUAUGGGCGUUUCAGGCAUCCUCCCUUCGACCGUCCUGAGCUGGUGUCAAGAUGCACCUGCAUCCUCUCACUGGCCUGGGCCCUGGCCUUUGUGAACCUCUUGGACGAUGAGGCCCGGGCUGUCGCCAAAAUAGCAGGUACGAUAUCGGCUGCGACAGGCCAGUCGGGUGAAGUGUUCGAGGGCUGGUAUCCGCUCUCCUUCGCAGCAAUGCCAGCCGUUGCCUUGGGCCUCAAGGGCAUGUGGGUCAUCUACAAGCCAGCAGACUGGGAGGCCCUCGGUUUUCUGGAUACAGUGCAGAUUCUCCUGACCAUGGCGCGAUCCAUCUGGCUGGGAAUCUUCCUGGGCUGCGCGUGGGCAGACGAGAAAGAUGCAUCAUGCAUGCUGCAACAGCACGGCUCAGCGCAACGAAGCACCAAGCCGGCGUUUUUAGAAGGCCGCUCGUCCCUCGCAGAGCUUCCGAGCAGCGCCACCUGCAAGAAGAAGUUCACCGACAGCAAGGUUUGCAAGACUACGAGCGGUGUAGAUUGCGACUUUCCCGAGCUGUCCGGCAACGUCCCCAAGUGCUGGUUCUCGGAAACGCAGGGGUACAACCCGUGCCUGCCAAAGCCAGUCGCAGGAACCUGGACCACGGCCAAGAUUGAUUUUGGGCCAGAUGAGGCUGGAGUUUGCUUCCUCGUGCCGAAAGGCGUAUGCCCCGUACAGGUUUGCGUCAAGAGCGGGAGCCCCAACAGUGCGGCUGGUCGAGCUUGCUACUCUGGGAAGCAAACCUGUGGGACAAACGGCGGCCCAUCAAAUGGCAAGGUGGACGAGACCUUUUGCACGAAGUGGACGGCUCCGGAUAAAUUCUGUGUGGUGAGCCUUGCAACCAACAGAAACAACCCAAACAACAUCCGAGAUCUGAGCAACUUUGCCGUUCAGUUCGGCUGCUGCGAUGGGAGUGGAGGUGUAGUGGGAGAUCCGCACAUCCAUACCUUGGACGGAAACGAGUUCGACCUCUACGACAAAGGAACUUAUUCGGUCUUCCACUACGGUGGUACCGGUGACAUCGAUUGGCAACUCUACGCCACCUAUGGAGGCCCGCUGUGGACAGUCCAAGGCUUGCUCUUGGUGGAUCGAUCCAAAGGUCGCUUCCGACAGGCUAUGGAGCUGACGUCCGAAGACUGCCAGUGGCGCAGCAAGAACGGGCAUGCGUCCUGGUCAGUCAUCGAGCGAAAUGCAUCGCUGUCCUUGUUGGAAGGGGGCGAGUACGUGACGGGCUUCGAGUAUGUCAACGAAAAGCACGUCAACCUUGGCAUCAACACCCCUCACGGCAAGAAAGACGUUCUUGUCCUAAACACUGUGUGCAUGAGCGGUGCUAUCAACUUGCGGGUCUCCCCGCGCAAGGCCUUCGAAGCCAAGUUCCUGACAGGCCAAAUCCAAGCCGGCAACGCCAAAAGCCAGGAGAGGUUCCCAGUCGAGGAGAGCUGGGAAUCGCUAGGUGGGAGCGACAGCGCCGCAUCCUUCCUGAAGAAGAACCAAGAGAAGCACCUGCUUGUGACCUCCUGCACUGGAGACGCCAAGACGAAAGCCGAGGACACCUGCGCGGAAUAUCUCGGCGAGGAGACGCGAGAGUCCGGGAGUUUCUUCGACGAUUGCGUCUUCGAUGUCUGCCGAGGAGGGGAGUCAUUCGCAAAAGCAGCGGCGGAGCUACGCUCACUCAUGUAG
Molecule: messenger RNA, 2373 nt
Organism: Symbiodinium necroappetens
Lineage: Eukaryota; Dinophyceae; Suessiales; Symbiodiniaceae
Source: the annotation of a GenBank genome assembly